AUACUGGGCUACUACUCAAUUGAAUGUUGAUGCCACUGCCUCAGGAGAAAAGAGAAUUCUCCAACUGAAUGAAAUGGAUGAAUUUAGAUUAAAUGCUUAUGAAAAUGCCAAGCUGUAUAAAGAACAAAUGAAGAGAUGGCAUGAUAAGCAAAUUUCAGAUAGGCAGUUUUUUGAGGGACAACAGGUCCUGCUCUUUAAUUCUAGGCUAAAAUUCUUCCCGGGAAAGUUAAAGUCUAGGUGGUCUGGUCCAUUUAAGGUAACAAAAGUCCAUUUACAUGGUGCAGUGGACAUUUUAAAUGAGAAAGAUGGGACCAAGUUCACUGUCAAUGGUCAAAGGCUUAAAAAUUAUUUGGGGGAGGGAAUUGAGAAAGCUCAAAUCUCAAUAUCUCUUGCUGACCCUCCCACCAUUUAA
Gastrolobium bilobum is the source of this 412-nucleotide messenger RNA. RefSeq lists its product as uncharacterized. The transcript has a single exon. The record is from RefSeq and is a predicted model, not a curated record. NCBI's taxonomy places the organism in Eukaryota, Viridiplantae, Streptophyta, Magnoliopsida, Fabales, Fabaceae. The annotation marks the transcript as partial.